Notolabrus celidotus (New Zealand spotty) is the source of this 611-nucleotide messenger RNA. It is a transcript of the gene rps16, whose product is annotated as ribosomal protein S16. Gene Ontology annotation, biological process: translation; maturation of SSU-rRNA from tricistronic rRNA transcript (SSU-rRNA, 5.8S rRNA, LSU-rRNA). The record is from RefSeq and is a predicted model, not a curated record. Gene Ontology annotation, cellular component: cytosolic small ribosomal subunit; ribosome. The transcript is spliced from 6 exons. Gene Ontology annotation, molecular function: structural constituent of ribosome; RNA binding. NCBI's taxonomy places the organism in Eukaryota, Metazoa, Chordata, Actinopteri, Labriformes, Labridae. The coding region runs from base 129 to 569 and encodes 146 amino acids.
AGAGCGGGAGAGACUGUCGUAAACCCUGCCGUAAAGUGGGUGUAAAGUGUCGUGACAGCCCCUGAUGUUCCGUGGAGCCACCCCGUGUCCGGCCUCUUUUCCCCCGUACGGCUCACUCGAGACGAAACAUGCCGGCUAAAGGUCCUCUGCAGUCUGUCCAGGUGUUCGGACGUAAAAAAACCGCCACAGCAGUCGCUCACUGCAAGAGGGGGAAUGGUCUGAUCAAGGUGAACGGCAGACCCCUGGAGGUUGUGGAGCCUGCCACUCUCCAGUACAAGCUCCUGGAACCAGUGCUGCUGCUCGGAAAGGAGCGUUUCGCUGGAGUUGACAUCAGAGUCAGAGUUAAGGGUGGUGGACAUGUCGCACAGAUCUACGCUAUCCGCCAGGCUAUCUCCAAAUCUCUGGUCGCCUACUACCAGAAGUAUGUGGAUGAGGCUUCCAAGAAGGAGAUCAAGGACAUCCUGAUCCAGUACGACAGGACCCUGCUCGUUGCCGAUCCCCGUCGCUGCGAGUCCAAGAAGUUCGGUGGACCCGGAGCUCGCGCCCGCUACCAGAAGUCCUACCGUUAAUCCCCCUGUGCAUUUUCUCAAUAAACUGGAGAAGAAAACUCA